This is a messenger RNA of Sphaeramia orbicularis (orbiculate cardinalfish), 1580 nucleotides long. Its product is annotated as phosphatidylinositol transfer protein alpha isoform-like. Gene Ontology annotation, cellular component: cytoplasm. Gene Ontology annotation, biological process: phospholipid transport. Gene Ontology annotation, molecular function: phosphatidylcholine binding; phosphatidylinositol transfer activity; phosphatidylinositol binding. NCBI's taxonomy places the organism in Eukaryota, Metazoa, Chordata, Actinopteri, Kurtiformes, Apogonidae. Bases 141 to 950 code for a protein of 269 amino acids. The transcript is spliced from 12 exons. The record is from RefSeq and is a predicted model, not a curated record.
GUUACGGCAUCUUCCAGGAAGAAAAGCCCGGACCCACAGGCGGCGGACGCUGAAAGAGUGUCUCCUGUCAGCUUCAACGUCAUUUUCCUGUUUUUUUUCUCCGUUUGGUGUGCUGGUUUUUCACCGAAGCCUCCGUCGAUAUGCUUAUUAAAGAGUUCCGAGUCGUCCUGCCCAUUUCAGUGGAGGAGUAUCAAGUGGGCCAGCUGUACGCUGUGGCAGAGGCCAGUAAGAAUGAGACGGGAGGAGGUGAGGGGGUGGAGGUGUUGGCCAAUGAGCCCUAUGAGGAGGAUGGGGAGAAAGGACAGUACACCCAUAAGAUCUACCACCUGAAGAGUAAAGUGCCAUCUGUUAUUCGAGCAGUUGCACCAAAAAAUUCUCUUGAGCUUCACGAGAAGGCCUGGAAUGCAUAUCCCUACUGUCGAACCAUUCUUACAAAUGAGUACAUGAAAGAUGACUUCAUGAUUAAGAUCGAGACAUGGCACAAGCCCGACAUGGGUGAUCAGGAAAACGUACAUGGACUAGACAAAGAAACAUGGGAUAAGGAAGUUAACGUUGUUCACAUUGACAUUGCUGACCGGAGUUGCAUAGCUUCAAAGGAUUACAAGAAGGAACAAGAUCCAGCGAUCUUCAAGUCAGAGAAAACGGGCAGAGGACCUCUGGGGCCUGACUGGAAGAAAGAGCUUGCUAACAACCCCAACUGUCCUCACAUGUGCGCCUACAAACUUGUUACAGUCAAAUUCAAGUGGUUUGGAUUACAAAAAAACAUAGAGAACCUCAUUCAAAAGGUGGAGCAUCGUUUGUUCACCCACUUCCACAGACAGCUCUUCUGCACGAUUGACAAUUGGGUGAACCUGACAAUGGAUGAUAUACGACGUAUGGAAGAAGAAACGAAGAGCGAGCUGGAUGAGAUGAGGAAGAGUAAGGAUGUUCAAGGCAUGUCAGCUGAAUGAAUGCUGCAGCUCAACCAGUCACUCUUCUUCUAAAACUCUGCUUGACCAGCAAUGACUGAUGGGCAAAAUCAAGAGCACCACACCACUAAUACUAAUAAAGUUUGCUCUUAAUAAGAGCUCUUUCUUGUAAAAUAGUUGUGUGUGUUUAUGCACUACAUUUGAAUGCAACUACAACAGCUUUUCACUUUUUAGCAAUUAAUUUUCCAAACUGGGGGAAUUAGUGGUGAGGCUGAGGCAUUUUUGCUCAUGUCUGAUUGGUCCUUUUCCUGUUAAGGAUGUCGCAUCACUGGUAUCUUUUUUUGAUAGUGUCUAUUGUGGUUUUAUUGUUAGUUUUCCUUUCUUUAAUUUGUAUUUAUCAAGUCUCAUCAACUUAUUUUGUUUACUUACCAAAGUAGAGCAUAAUCUUCAGUCUAUAUCAUCAAAGCACUAAAAUGACCAGUCUUAGAUGCUUUUUUAAUAUAAAUAUACUUAAUAAAAUAAACUAGGCUACACUGUUUUGUUUAGUGUUUUUUUUGGUUUUUUUUGUAAUGUGUUUUUUGUUUUCAUGGCAUUCAUAUAUUGUUGGUUUCAAUCUCCUGUUCUAUUGUUCUUUUCUAUUAAAAUAUAAAUUUGUUUAUGGUUUGAAAUCAA